AUGUCAGGAGCGGGAGCCAUAGGAAUCGAUCUUGGUAGUCACAGCUGUGUGAUUGCUGCAGUCAAAGGUGGUGGUGUAGAAAUCCUAACAAACGAUCUCUCCAACCGUCAAACACCUUCAGUCGUUGGAUUUGGUGAUAAACAAAGAUUUAUUGGCGAAAGCGGAUUCAGCAAGCUCAGCACAAAUUUCAGAAACACAGUCCUGUUCCCAACUCGCUUUUUAGGCCUAAGUUCCAACUAUCAAUACCUCCACGACGAGUCAAAGUGGCUUACAAACAAACUAGUGACUUUGGAAGAUGGCCGAAUCGCCCAUGAAGUUCGAUACCUAGGUGAAAACAUGGCUUUCACAAGUGAAAGAAUUGUAGCGAUGUUUCUAACUCAAAUAAAAAUCAUAUGUCAGAAAACCGGUCUCAAUCCACAAGAUGUUGUGAUUUCAGUCCCCUGCUAUUUUACAGAAACAGAAAGAAGAGCUCUUCUUGAUGCAAUUGCCAUUUCUGACUUGACAUGUGCAAGGAUCAUGAAUGAUUCGACCGCCUCAGCUUUAAGCUAUGGGCUGUUCAGGAGUUCUGAGUUCACUGAAACACCUAGAGUGGUGGCACUGACUGAUUUAGGCCACUCAAAGUUCACUGUUUCUAUUGUCCAGUUUACUAACUAUGCCCCAGUUUUUUUCCUAUAUAUUCUUUUCGCUAGUUUAUGUGAACUGCAUUGCAUAAUCAUUUUUAAUUUAAUUUUAUUGUAAUUCCAAUGCUUUAGGAAGUCAUUGGUAGUUCUUAAACAUCUUUAAUAUAAUUUUAUUUUAUCUCUAUUUUCUUAUUCUGUUGUAUUUAAUAAAAAAUUAAAAAUUUAAAAAAAAAUUAUCAAUUAGAGGGAAUAAGGACAAAUUGCAAGUCCUAACUCAUGUAACUGAUAGAAAUCUUGGAGGAAGAGACCUUGAUUGGAAAAUCAUGGAAUUUUUCGCAUCUUCUUUCGAAAAGAAACAUGGAAUCAACCUUUUACACAAUCACCGUGCAAGAUCAAAAAUGUCCAUUGCAGUCGAAAAACUGAGAAAAAUGCUUUCUGCAAACACCGAAGCAGUGCUAAACUUAGAAUAUAUUGUGGAAGAUUUAGAUUUGCAUGGAGUUAUGACUCGUGAUGAGUUUGAAACAUUGGCCGCAGGACAUUUAGAGAGGAUUGAUGAAUUGUGCAAAACUGCACUGAGAAAAGCAGGAGUAGAAAGUGUUCACUCUGUAGAAAUUCUGGGAGGUGGCACAAGAAUUCCUUGUGUCCAAAGAGUAAUAGCUAAAGCUUUCAAUGUUGAAAAUGUGAGUAAAACAUUGAACCCAGAAGAAGCCAUUGCUCGAGGAUGUGCUGUUCAGUCAGCUAUGUUAAGUCCACUCUUCAAGGUUAAAGAAUUCUCAGUCCAAGAUAUCGUCACAAUACCAAUCAGCAUCAAAGUUUCUUCCCUUGAUAUGGAAGUCGAAGUCGAGCCUGAAGUCAUUUUCCCUGAAAAGAAUGUUUUCCCUACCACAAAAAUAAUGAAACUCAGGAAAAACCAGCCUUUCAAGAUGAACUUGUUUUAUCCAGAGCCUUUAAUUGAAGGGCUAGACCAUACAGUUGCUGAUUACGGAGUAAUUUGUCCAGCAGAAGGCGUUGAGAAUGAAGUCAAAGUUUAUGUCAAAAUGAAUGGGCAUGGAGUCGUCAACUUAGAAAAAGCUGAAUUAAUUGAAGAAAUCAUUGAGACUGAAGAAAUCAAGCCUGAGGAAGCUAAGGCUGAGGAGCAAAAAGCAGGAGAAGAAAAGAAAGAGCCUUCAGUUAAGAGAAAAUAUAAGAGAACCAACCUCGAAAUUUCUAAAGUAUCGAAAGGACUCAAAGAAGAGGAGCUAAAAAUGUUUAUCAAUGAAGAAAGAAGAAUGACAAAUGAAGACAGAAUUGCUAAAGAAACUUCUGAUAAGAGAAAUGAAGUAGAAGCUUAUGUUUAUGAAGCUAGAUCAAAGCUUAACUCCUCUCUUCAAGGCUUUGUUAGUCCUAGCAAGUUGCAAGAAAUCUUACUCCUCCUCCGUGAUCGAACAAAACCCGCUCUCCAUGAGUGAACAAAAUUAUUUUUAAUUUAAAAAUCUUUCUGAAAAACUAUUUUGAUAUAUAGUGAUAAUUAUUAUAAUAGAAUCUCAUAACUAUUCUGCUGAGCUUCAUUUUUAAAAUAUGAGAUUAAGAUUAAGAUUGCGAUAACUCUCUGUCGACCCCCACUUAGCUUAGGAUCUAACAAUACAAGCCCAUCCUUAAUGAAUUCCAUCCACUAGCUAACAGCUCUGAACGACGGUAGGUGGAAUCGGCCUAACUGUCGAACCGUUACAGUUGCCUAUGGCCCGGACGAGUCUCUCUUCGUUUCUUGAGUGUGAUUCAAGUACACUUGGGGUUGCCGGAGCAGUCCCAACGCUGAUUUCCUUCAGAAAGAAUGAACUUCCCUCACUAUGACGAGUAUAGGGGACAGAACCCCUAACUCAUACAUUCCAUUUUAAUUGUGAUUUUAAAAUAUAAAUUUUAUAUAUAUAAAUUGAUUUUAACUUUUCACUUUUAUGAAAUUUUUCGAAAAAAAAAUCGUAUCAAAUUUCUAUAAAUUUAAAAAAAAUUAGACGGGAGUUAGCAUUUCUUUCAGAUACUGAAAACUGGGUAUACGGAGAUGGUGCUGACACACUUAAAAGUGUAUAUACUGAAAGGCUCGACAAAAUGAGAGAACAAGUAGAGCCAGUCAUCAGAAGAUCCAACAUCUUCAACUCUUACCCUCAGCUCAUAAAUGAGCUCCAAGACGCUUUGAUAUGGAGCAGACAGCAAGCUCUCUCUCCUCAAGAGCAGUUUUCUCAUAUCACUGAAGAAGAAAGAAAUAGAAUCAUCGAAAAAGCCGCUGAAUUUGAAAGCUGGCUUCAAGCAGCCAAAAUCCAAAUAGACUCAAUGGUGAGACAUGAAGACCCAACCAUUUCUACAGAAGAUUUUGUGAAGAAAACUAUUCAAAUCAGAGAAGUCACUAACCAGACUAUGAGCAAGCCUAAGCCAGCCCCUCCAGCUCCUCCUAAAGAAGAGAAAAAAGAAGAAGCCAAGCAGCCAGAACAAACCCCUCCAGAGGCCCCUAAGAACGAAGAAGCCAAGAAGCCAGAAGACAUGGAAUUAGAUUAA
This is a messenger RNA of Blepharisma stoltei, 3146 nucleotides long. The record is from the annotation of a GenBank genome assembly. NCBI's taxonomy places the organism in Eukaryota, Ciliophora, Heterotrichea, Heterotrichida, Blepharismidae.